Messenger RNA from Impatiens glandulifera, 1800 nucleotides. RefSeq names its product probable protein phosphatase 2C 25. Gene Ontology annotation, molecular function: cation binding; protein serine/threonine phosphatase activity. Gene Ontology annotation, biological process: protein dephosphorylation. The coding region runs from base 468 to 1634 and encodes 388 amino acids. The transcript is spliced from 5 exons. NCBI's taxonomy places the organism in Eukaryota, Viridiplantae, Streptophyta, Magnoliopsida, Ericales, Balsaminaceae. The record is from RefSeq and is a predicted model, not a curated record.
AGAGUGCAUAAAAAGUGAUAUUUACACACCUGGAGAGAAUCAUAUAAAAAAUGGGGACUCUUGCUCACACGGUUUCGUCAACCUUCGUUCUCUCCUCUCUUUCUCUCUCUAAAUCUCUCUCUAAAUCUCUCUCUCUCGAUCGCCAUUGGAGGUCCUUCUUCCGAUCUUCAUACGUCUGUUCUUCAAUUCUUUAGUUCUUUAGCAAGAAAUUGUCGUAGAAGAAGAAGAAGAAGAGCAAAACCUGUAAGCUGUAACUAUCGUCGUCUUCUUCAUAGAACUCAUCAUCGGUUCAGCUUAUAUAUAUAUGUAUUUCAAUCUGCGUUGAUUUUAGUUAUUUUUGAGAGUGAACUUUGUAGGAUAUAUGUUAAUUGGUUUAUAUAUACGCAUAUCUUGUAUGGCGGUACUGUUGUGUUAGGUAAUUGAGUGAUUGAUAAUAACUAGGGUUUGGUUGAGGAGGGAAAUGAGGGAUGCUUUCGUGGCUAGAAAGGAUAGUUUCCGCAUGUUGGCGACCUGUAGGUCGAUAUGCUCGUAUGAACAAGGAUAAUGAUGAUGGUUCUUGCGGUGGUGGAAACGAUCAACUUGUUUGGUAUAGAGACCUUGAUAAGCAUUCCUGCGGUGAAUUUUCAUUUGCUGUAGUUCAGGCCAAUGUGGUUAUUGAGGAUCAUAGCCAGGUUGAAACUGGCCGUGACGGAACUUUCAUUGGUGUUUAUGAUGGACAUGGCGGCCCUGAAGCAUCUAGAUUCGUCUCUGAGCACCUCUUUCGUCAUCUAAACAAGCUAGCCAAAGAAAACGGAAGUAUAACGGAAGAGAUCCUGAGUGCUGCUUUUUCAGCUACUGAAGAUGGAUUUCUGACUCUAGUGAGGCGAAGUUUAGGAUUGAAACCAUUGAUUGCAGCAAUUGGAUCUUGUUGUCUAGUUGGAGUGAUCUGGAAUGGAACAUUAUACAUUGCAAAUGUAGGCGAUUCACGAGCUGUAAUCGGUUGUCUGAGUAAAUCGAAUAAAAUCGUUGCUGAACAAUUGACUAGUGAUCACAAUGCAUGUAUGGAGGAGGUUAGAGAUGAACUAAGGUCUUCACACCCUGAUGAUUCGCAUAUUGUUGUCAUGAAAAACGGGGCUUGGCGUAUCAAAGGAAUUAUUCAGGUUUCAAGGUCAAUUGGGGAUGCAUACUUGAAGCAGCCAGAAUUCUCUAUUGAUUCAUCGUUUCCGAGAUUCCAUCUAGCUGAACCGAUUCGUAGGCCAGUAUUAUCGGCGGAGCCUUCGUUGAGCUCGAGACCUUUACAACCCAAUGACAAAUUCGUUAUAUUUGCAUCUGAUGGACUUUGGGAACAUAUGACUAAUCAGGAGGCUGUUGAGAUUGUGUACAAAUACCCUAGAACUGGAAUUGCAAGAAGACUUUUAACAACAGCUUUGAAAGAAGCCGGAAGGAAAAGGGAAAUGAGAUACGACGAACUUAAAAAGAUGGAGAAAGGAGUAAGACGUCAUUAUCACGACGAUAUUACUGUCAUUGUCAUCUUUGUAGACCGUGAAAUGAAGACCGCGACGAGGGACAACAAUAUGUGUGUUCCUGAAUUAUCCAUUCGAGGUUUUAUCGACACUGUUGCCCCAUCUAAUUUCAACUUCACCCAAACAACUUGAUCAUCUUCUAAGAAUCUCUUAUUUGGACAUGUAAGGUAUUUUACCUAUUUGAAACUUACAAUAUCUUUGCAGAAUUAAAUAGAUAGACUUACAAAAUGGUUUCUUGCAUUCCAAUAUACUUGAAUUCAAAUACAAACCCCAAACACCAAACCAGGAUAUAAGAAUA